AUGAUGUACAUGCUCAACGUUUUGGCAUCAAUCGUUAUUUCUAAACGCUGUAAAACCCAAGGCAAUUAUCGAUGUUUGUUCUGUUCCGAAACUUGGGCUCGGCUCGGUUCAGCCUUAAAGCAUCAACUUGUACAUCUUCGGCGCAGCGCCGUCGAUAACAUUUACGAUUUUUGCCCGUUCUGCAAUCAAGAAAAUAAGUGGAGCUUACUGGAACGUGGGUCAGUUUGUGAGCUGCACGUCAAGAAAUACUAUAUAAUGAUCAAAUCCAUGUACGUUUACUUUAAAACGAGAAACACGAAGAAUACGUUAGAUAUGCCCAAUUAUCUAGAACUAUUAUGCCGCCGUUGCCAGGUGCAGCUUGUCAAUGUGCCAGAGAAGAACAAGAAAGCUACAACAGCACCUGCACAAGCCGAUAAAGCACAAGAUUCCUGUAAACCUGAAAAAGUAUCACAACCCAAAAUUCGUACUGCUGUUAAAUAA
Messenger RNA from Ceutorhynchus assimilis (cabbage seed weevil), 480 nucleotides. The record is from the annotation of a GenBank genome assembly. Lineage: Eukaryota; Metazoa; Arthropoda; Insecta; Coleoptera; Curculionidae.